ACGUUCCAGCAAUCUUGCGCCCCAUAGUCUUGUCUUGUUUUUUUCCCCAGGUUCAAUGUUUUUUUUUGCCUUGAUGUUUUCUGACAUUGAUUCAUGUUAUGGGAACCUUGCCUUUUGCCAAGUGUUUUUGGAUGGGACCCACACUUGUAAUGACCUCAGCCUGAUAUUAACCCUCCUCUUAAACCAUGUCCUCGCCUUGGAGUCUACAUUUGGGCCCUAGCCCCAUGUCCCUUGCUCGAGACACCACCCUAAUGUUGACCAAUGUCAAUUUAUUGGUGGCAUCAAUAAUGUAUGCCAAUGUAGGGUUUGGCCAGAAGUUUGGAGCAUGACAUCGACAAGUUUUUCAUCAUGUGUUUAUGGCAUGAGGAAGAAGGCACCUUGAUUGAUUGAAAUUGUUUUCCAUGUCUAAAUACAACGCUUUGGUCAGUGAGGGAGAACCCGGGAAAGGAAACAAAACAAAGCUUGAGCAUGAUUUUGAACAGGUUUUCAGGCGGCAAUUAUGUGUGCUGCAUAUGUGAGGAUAAGUGGCUCAGUCAAUGGAUGAAGUGGACCAUGAUUAUUUGCAAGUUCUGCAAAUGCCCACCCAGCGUGUUCAUUAACAGGUUUCUCCUUUUUGCUGUGGUUGUUGUGCUAGCCAUGCUUGGCUCUCCCAGUGACAAUUUUCUCUGACUGGCUGGAUGUACAAUCACUCCACAGGGGACAAGCCUCCAUUUUGUAGUUAUGCAAAACUUUGGUGUAUUAGUCAUCAAAUAUUGAAAGUGAUUCACCCUGCCUCUUUUUUUUUUUUUUUAAAUUAUCCUAUACUGAAAAAAUAAUUGCCCACAGGGUGUUGUCUGCCUUUCGCCCUAAAUCAGCCGGGAUAGGUUCCAGUGCCACUCCUAGAAGACAUCAAGAAAGUAUUCUGCGUCUUUUAGAUGAACCUCCAGCGACAUCUGACUGACUAUACAUGUUUACGAUAGGAUGACAUGAUUUGACACCCUGCUAACAUACAGGCUGCCAUGGCUGUAUACAACUUUUUUGUUGCAUGAAGAUUCUGCUGGCCAAUUGACCAGCGGAAGCCUGGUGACUGUCCCAGAGCCAUGAAGUGGACCCUGCCAAACCUGAUUCAAGUACGAAGCUUUUAAGCAAGGGGAAAAAAGGACUUCAAUUCACCAUAAGGGAUGAACCAGACCCCGAGCCGCUGAUAUUGAAAUGAUUGUAAAAACAUAGCAGGAUGCAGGAGCUGCUGCUCUGCCUGCUUUUCGCUUCAGUGGGCUGCAACACAAUCCGGCAACUGGACAGACAAUCCGGGGCCAGACAAGCAGCAGGUGAGGUUGCCGUGACGACCAGGCCGCUCAUCUACUACUGUCGCUCGCCCAACAUGGAGGUCUUCUCCUGCUGGUGGCAUCCGCUCACCAACCUGACGGAGGGGGAGGACGUCACAUACGUGCUCACUUAUUCCAUCGAAAAGGGACCCAAGCUUGAGUGUCCAGACUACCUCAGUGCUGGCGCCAACAGCUGCCAUUUUGACAAGAUCCACACAAUCGUAUGGAACAUCUACUGCAUGAACGUCACAGCUGUAACGGCUCGCCAAAAUUUCACUUCACCGGAACACUGCCUUGAUGUGGUCGACAACGUUCAAACCUAUGCGCCGGUCAAUCUAACGUACAAAUUGAUGGAUACCGGAGGGGAUGAGAUGGGGCAUGACGUUCUGUUCACCUGGUCGUACCCGAGGCCUUCAGACCUCCAGUACGGCUGGAUCACACUGGUCUACGAGUUGCAAUACAGACGAGUUAGCGAACCUGACAAGUGGAAGGUCAAGCAGUUGCUGCGAGAGCCUCAAGUCAAGCUGCUCGGCCUUCCCAUCAACGACUAUGUGCUUCGUGUACGCUCCCGUUCGCAGAAUCACGGCCGGUGGAGCGAAUGGAGUCAGCCAUUGCUGAUGAGCAUUCCCGCCCGGGCUCCAGCAGCAGAUAAACUGCUGGUGCUGAUUCUGGUGACGAGCAUCAGCAUCUUGGUGCUGCUGGCCAUCGCUGUACGUGUUAUUCCACAGUGCGUGAGAAUGAAAGACUUCUUCUUGCCACCUAUUCCGAAACCGCGCAUCAUCGGCAUUGACCCGCUGCUUUUGAAGAAGGGGAAUUUGGAUGAAAUCAACCGCCACCUGACUAAUUUCCAUGGCUACUUGCCUCCCAGCUUAAUGGACACCGAGGUUUGGGAGCAGGUGAGUCCUGACAAGAUCUAUCUCAGCACGCCCAAAGAGUGCACCAUUCCCACCGAGUCGCUCAACCAGGUGAUGGAUGCCGUCACCCCCCCACACGGCAUGACGGCCACCAGACCUCACGAUCAGCUGUGGAGCCAGCAACCGACAGCAUACACACAAAGCCCAUACUGCUUGUCUCCUCCUCAAGCCUUCUCACAAUCCCCAUGGGCUGAGAUUGUUAGCGUGCCAGAGAACAGCUACAGCAUUAUGGAACAGCCAGGUACAUCCCCACCCGCCCUCUCCACGACCUGCCCCCCGCAGGAUCUCUACAGCUGUGUUAAGCUCAUCAAUGACAGGGACGGGUUGCAAUUGGUGCCAUGCCUGCCGCCUGCGUAUUGCGAGCUCCCGGAACUCCCCAACUUUGAUUUACAACCUAGUGUAAAGGAGGAAGAAGAUGUGAAGCUGGCUGAGUACCAAGCCAGAAAAAAAGAUGCUGCUAGAGCCAAAGAAAGCUGAGUGGACUGCAAGAUGAACCACAACGCAAACACAACUGGAUUUGGUGGAGUAAAGGAACAUGUUGUCUUUAUUAUACUCUUGUGCCAUCAAAAACUCCACAUCAGUGGAUUUAAAAAAAAAAAAAAAAGACAAUCUUAAAUGUUUUUGUAAACCAUGCAACUUGUGGAGUUUGCCUGAUUCUAAGAAGAAUCAUAUAGCAUUCAUUUUAAGCUCAAAAUGUCAAAAUGGUGGGUAAAUGGAGUCCAGCACUUGUGUGAUGCAUGGAGCCUUCUUCGUCAUCUAUUUUUGGAUCAACCUGGAUAGUAAUAUCUAAUUGGGAAGCUUCCAAAUCUAGUAAAAAAGUGGUUCAGCUACACAAGUCUUUGGUUUCUUUAUAAGCUGUCACGGAUUAUUUAGAAUGUCUGAAAUGCUGAAUGACAAGGUUGUGCUUUAUUUUACUCUUAUAUAAUGAAUUCUAUUUCAAAAACAUGUUUGUGAAGAGGGGUAGGAAGCUGUUGAUAUUAUCUUAUCUGUAAUGGUUGGUGAUUUCACCACAUCGCAUUUCAGAGAAUCAAGGUGUGUCAGACCAGUUCCAGGAAUAGUGUCACGAACUCAACCUAUUAAAGAUGAUGUCAAGAUGGCUGUGAGGACAGACCUACAUGGGAUCCUCCGACAAUCCUUCUAGGAGUCAAUGAAGGCAAGGCGGUGAAGGCUGUGAAAGUCCAUUCAACUCUAGGAAGAUUUCUUCCCAAGAGUAGCCUCAGAGUUUGGAUUUGUAAACAGAUUUGAAAUUUAAUUUUCAUGACACCAGUCCUGGAAUCUCUCUGACACACCUGCUUUCUACUGCCUAUACAUUCCUCUGACAGUUCCGCCUCUCUCCUUCUAUGGUUGUCCAGUUGAUGUUGCCAUUGUCUGUCUGUGGGCUUACUUCUCAGGAGGUUUUCAGCCAUUCUUCAGUAUUUAAACAUUUCUUCACAAAGUCUCUUCAAGGGCCUUAUUGUAAAUGGA
Molecule: messenger RNA, 3682 nt
Organism: Syngnathoides biaculeatus (alligator pipefish)
Lineage: Eukaryota; Metazoa; Chordata; Actinopteri; Syngnathiformes; Syngnathidae
Product: prolactin receptor-like
Exons: 9
Coding region: 1214-2695 (493 amino acids)
Biological process (GO): cytokine-mediated signaling pathway
Cellular component (GO): external side of plasma membrane
Molecular function (GO): cytokine receptor activity; protein binding
Source: RefSeq, a predicted model, not a curated record